GACUUGUUGGGCCGAAGGGCCUGUUUCCACACUGUAGGGACUCUAAUUCUAAUUCAAUUCAAAUUUAACAUUAGAGACUCUGAGUAAAAUGAGGGAUCAAACUUACAACAAAACUUGCAAAGUCAAAUGGUAGUUCCUACUCCCCAGUAUGCCUGUGAGACACGGUCUACCCACUCCAAAGACGUUAAACAAUUCGACAGGUUUCCACAUGAGAUGCAUUCAGAACACCAUGAAGUGCCUAAUGGGGGACUUCAAAGAGCAGAAAUUUCUGGACUUGAAGCAUUAAUCAUCAAAGCCCAGUUCAGAUGGAGUGGACGUGUGGUUAUGUACGAAUGAUGAUAACAUCCCUAAAAGUAGUCACAUAUUCAACUCAAGGGCCCCUUGAAAUCAAAUCCGGAAAUGUGGCAUUCCCAUCAUGUCCUGAUGGAAAUGUGCAUGAGAACCGAGCAAUCUUCAGUCAUGACGUUGUUUCCUUCAAGUUACAAAUACCAGAGGCAAGAUAGAAAGGCUAGACAGUGCAAUCGGACAAUUCACUCUUGCCAAUAAAUUGGAAAGCCUUGUAAAUUGGUGGUCAGGCAUCACAACCACAUUAGAAGCUGUGACAACGUGAAUGCACGAAAUGGCCAUCAUCAAUAAUGAAGGGAAAAUGAUGAUGACCAGGUCAGGAUAGAAGAUUGAACAAGGCAUAUAGGAGUUAGUGUCAUUGAUCUCUAUCUAUAUUCUAGAAUUACAGUGUCUAGAAAGAAGGUUGCUAAGGAACAAGCAACAAAGCUGUGUAUGAUGUUGUCAUGAUGCAAUAAGCAUUACCUAGUGAGCUCAGGGGAGGUUCCAAUUGCAUGUCCACAUGCCCCCACCCCGAUUUGAACUUUAGCUGCUCGGAACUGGGGUGGGAAGAAGGGUCACUAAAACAGGACUCGGCAUCUGUAAACGGAAGUAGUUACAUCAAAUUUACCCCUCCCUCUGUCUUCCUCCUCUCCUCCCCACCCCCACCUGUGACCCACCCCCCGCCUUGCUGCAGUCAGAACAAGGUGUAUAUCAGGUGACAAAAGGCCUAAGCUUCAUUGUGAUGCCCCAAUGGUCCAUCAAGUUGCCGGCAGUCAGGGCCCAUGUUCACACAUGAAGACCUGUGUCAGCUGUAAGCCAACCAACUCUUGUGGAAAUGGCGGACGACGAGCAAGCUGCAGCUCCUGCGGAAGAGGGGCAGCCCGAGGAGGCACCACCUGAGGAACCCGCCCCAGAAGAGGCACCACCUGAGGAACCCGCCCCAGAAGAGGCACCACCUGAGGAAGAGGCACCACCUGAGGCACCAGCCCCAGAAGAGGCACCACCUGAACCGGCCCCAGAAGAGGCCCCACCUGAACCGGCCCCAGAAGAGGCCCCACCUGAACCGGCCCCAGAAGAGGCACCACCUGAACCGGCCCCAGAGGAAGCACCACCUGCAGAAGCCAAGGAAGAGGCACCACCUGCAGAAGCCAAGAAAGAGGAACCGCCCGAGGAAGUCAAGAAAGAGGAACCACCUGCAGAAGCCAAGGAGGAGGCACCUCCUGAGGAAGCCAAGAAAGAGGAACCGCCCGAGGAAGUCAAGAAAGAGGAACCACCUGCCGAAGCCAAGAAAGAGGAACCACCUGCCGAAGCCAAGAAAGAGGAAGCUCCUGCCGAAGCCAAGAAAGAGGAAGCUCCUGCCGAAGCCAAGAAAGAGGGAGAGAGCUGUGAAGUACCUCCUGGGGAAGAGAAGAAAGCGGACAAAAGUUGUGAAAAGCCAAAGCCGGAAGAGGAGAAAGAAAAACCCAAGGCAGGUGAAGAGACAUGUGAGCGAGCAAAGUCCCAAGAGGAGAAAGAAAAGGAGGAGAAGGAAAAGGAGGAGAAAGAAAAGGCCAAGAAAGCCACGGACACAUGCGAGAAACCAAAGCCCCAAGAGGAGAAAGAGAAAGAGGAGAAACAAAAGGCCAAGAAAGCCGAAUGUGAGAGACUAAAAGCAGAGAAAGCCAAGGAAGAGCGGCCAAAACCCGCAGAAAGUUCUUGUGCCAAACCGAAGCCUGAAGAGAGACCGAAACCUGCAGAAGCUUGCGAGAAAUCAAAAGAGGAAGGGAAGAUUUGUACGUGCCGAGACUCGAAGCCAGCAAACGGAGGCUGCAAGUGGGUAGAGCCAAAGGAAACCUCAGCCAGCUCCAACCAGUGCUCGAAAGGCAAUGAAUCCUUCUGUAGCUGCGGGAGCCCAAAGGAUCCCGGAGCCAAGACCUGUGCAGGUGCCCAAUCAGGAGCCUGCAGCUGUGGGUUCCAACACUCCGAGUCCUCAUCCUGUGGACACUCUUACCAUUAGACAGCAGGAGGGUCCAACGUGGAAUGGAUUCAGGGAUAGUCUGCACAUCGUUUCAUUGUAUGGAAUGGCCAUGAGGUAGAGAGCAACCUCCAAUUUGGCAAUAUUACUCAGCAAUUAGCUUUUAAGUGACAACAAAUCAGUGCCAUAACAGAAAAAUUGAAGAAUGUAACACUGGCUGCAAAGUUGGCUUUUGAUAAGCAGAGAACAGAGGAGGGUCACCUACUUCCCAAAAACCUUGACGGACAGAAACAAAUUCUCUCCAGAACCACAACCCUGCCUUCCCCCAAUCACCACUCCCACAUUAAAGUCAAUUAUGUUACAUGGAUGAAUGGCAGAGGGAGGGAGGUUAGAAAAUGGACUCUGUUAAGAUGACAAGGUAACAAGUACCACAAUAGCCCAAUUGUCAACCUCAGCCCCCUGAUAUAUCACCCUUUACCAGAUUCCAGCACUCUAUUUGGACCCCCCCUUGCCAUUCACAGGAAUCUGCCCCUGUCUUUGCAGCAAAAAGAUUGCACUCCGAGACUCUGCGUUUGUGCCCACACUCGGGUGCAGUUCCAGAGGGACAGGUUUCGGAAAAUGAUAAGAGAUGUCAAGUGUGUUAAAUAUUCAACUGUUCCUACCCCCACUCCCAUUUACUGCUCAUCUGUCAUGCAUUUGGAUUUACAAUGACCCUCUCCGUUGCAAUGUCCGAAUCUUAGCAGCAAGGAUUCCCGGAGAUGAAGAACAGUACAUUUAGAUGCAAAGCAAUAAUGGAUCAGAAGUCGGUCAGACAGCCACUUAUGUAGUCGCAUACUGAUAUAUACAUCAACUCCACCCAGCUAUCUUAGCUUCAUAUCCCUUAAAUGCCCUUCCUUACCGUCUUCUGCCAACUUGCCAUUAUUCCAACAUCCAGUGUAUCAUUUGCCGUCCCCGUACUUGCCUCUAACCUUUAUCUCACAGCAGCAGACAUUAUGGACUGGGCUGUUUAAGGUGAAUCGAUAUCAUAUUGAAGGCAGUUAGAUGCCUUCCACCCUGCAUAAAACAAAAUAUCUGUACAAGAUCAUCUUUGGAUGAGGACAAAGAACCUUGUCCAACCCAUUUGAUCGCCUCCUUGCUCAUUUAUGAACCAAACCAUAGCAUCUGCCACUCCUUCAAUCGGCCUUCACCUCAAGAAAACUCAGCCUUGGAAGAAUCAGCCCGUAGUGCAUCAGUGACCCCUUUCUGACCUCGGCGGCAGAUACAGUCGUGGAUGGUGCUCCUUGCAGUGACACGAGAGACCCCUCUUAGAACACAAACGACUUGAGCAUCAGCAGAAACCACUGAGAGGUCCAUUCUGGGACGGGACUCUUUCCCAUUCUUGGUUUCACUGUUUGGAGACAGAACUGGACACAGCUGCAAAACGUGAACAUGACAGGAAAUGUGCAACCGGCAGUCCCCAGUGCGUGACAAUACCGACCUCACGGGAAGUGAUGAUUCACAACAACAUGCUGAUUUCGGAACACUGGAUCAAAUCAGCCAAGUUUCCACUGAUGGAGUGGAUGACUGCGCAGAAUGAAAACUGUGGCCUCAACACAGAGCCCAUUACCCUAACAUUAGGCCAGGUUUACCAGCAGCUGUCAACGCUCGGAAAGGAAAGGAAAAAAAAGAAGCAGAUGAAUUUGUGUAGCACCUUUUACAAUCUAUGGACAUUCCAAAGAGCCUUAAAGCUAAUAAGCAUGUUUUAAAGUGUAGACCAUAUGGCAACCAAUUAGUGUACAGUAAAUAACCAGUGACAAAAAUAAUGAUCUAGUGGCAGUGUACCUCUGGACUACCAGAGUACCUCUGAACUGAGAGGCCCAGGUUCAAGUCCCAACUGCUCCAGAGGUGUGCAAUAAUGUCUCUGACAGGUUGGCUAGAAAACUAUCUGGCCA
Chiloscyllium plagiosum (whitespotted bambooshark) is the source of this 4209-nucleotide messenger RNA. NCBI's taxonomy places the organism in Eukaryota, Metazoa, Chordata, Chondrichthyes, Orectolobiformes, Hemiscylliidae. The record is from RefSeq and is a predicted model, not a curated record.